AUGGGAGGAGGGACACCCUGCAACACCUGCCCCUCUCACCACUCUGCAGCAUCUGGUCGACAGCUGCAGCAGCAGGACCCAGGGGCUGAGACUGAAGAGGACCAUUCUGUGACCGAAGGGCCUGUGGGUGAGAUCAUUCGGCCGAGGCCGCAGGGGUCCUCACCUGUUUAUGAAUACACAGUUGAAGGUGCUGGCUUCGGAGCCCAGGAAAGCAACCAGGGCAGGCGCAGCUCCUCUGGCAGACGGAGAUCCUGGUGGAAAAGGGAUUCAGGGGAAUCCACAGCUUUCUCCAGCAUGAGUCACCCAGAGACCAUGCAGGAGGCAACAGAAGUGACCCUGAACACUGAGGUAGAGGCCGGAGCCAGUGGCUACACUGUCACAGGUGGAGGGGACCAGGGGAUCUUUGUCAAACAAGUGCUGAAGGACUCCUCUGCUGCAAAACUAUUCAGCCUGAGAGAAGGGGAUCAACUUCUCAGUGCAACCAUAUUCUUUGACCACAUGAAAUAUGAAGAUGCUCUUAAAAUCCUUCAGUACUCAGAACCAUACAAAGUGCAGUUCAGAAUCAAACGGAAGCUCUCUGCCAGCAAGGGAGAGGAGUCAGCCAUUCUGCAUUCUCAGCAAGGCUUGAAAAGCCAGGAAAAGCAGGACAAGGACACUGCUGAUGGAUACAUGGAGACCCCUACAAAGACACUAGAGGUAGAUGGAGACCGAGAAAGGCUUAUUUCUAAGUCCAGGGACGGUCGCCAGAGGCGUCCCCAGGACAGACUCUCCUGGCCAAAAUUUCAAGCCUUAGGGAGCAAGCGGGCAUCAGGUCCCCGACGCUCACACAGUUCCUCAGAAGCCUCAGAGCAAAGGGACACACAUGAAGUGUCCCCCACAAGCACAGACACAGAGGCCCAGCUGACAGCUGACAGCCAGGAGCAGAAGUCAGGGACAAGAAGACGAAGAAGGAAGUUCCUGAACCUGAGAUUUGGGAUGCGCUCAGGGCAGGGCGCAAAUAUAACUGAGCAGGCAAGCAGAGAGCCACAGGACAGGCACGGUCAUGCUGGACUGCUGGAAGAGUCCCAGUUACAGGAGGAUGAGACACAGGCAUCUGGGUUCACGUCUGCUCUAGCUACACAGAUGCCCACGAAGCUCAGUCAUUCCAACUUGGAAAAAGAAGGCCCUGGAGAAAUGGUGGUGAAAACAGACAAACAUCAAAGAAAGAAAAAGCAGUUGGCAAAACAAGACAAGGAGAAGACAUUUAGCCAGCACAGAGCAGAGCCAGCCCCAGGAAGCAGCUGGGAUGACGAAUGGGAGAUAGUAGAAAGUCUGGAGAUGGGCAUUGCAAGACUGUCCCUGCAAGACAAACCUGACCAAGGCAGCACACAGCUUGCACUGUGCAACUCAAAAACCCCAGAAACUGGGUUUUCGAAAAACAAGACAAAAGAGACAAAAAAAGGAAGUAAAGAAGUUGGAAUAGGGGAGAAGGAAAGGAGAGAACCAGUAGACAGGGGCAGAAAAGACAGGCAAGUGCCAGCGGAGUCACAAGGAAGGAAGGGAAACGCUACAGAAAAAGGAGGAAAGGGUGGAAGAGCAGGCUGGGAGAGUGAACAGGAGAAGAAAGACACAGAACAGGUCACACAGACAGGACAAAUAAAGGUGAAGAUGCCGAAGUUCAGGAUACCAUCCUUUGGAAGGUCUCCAAAUAAGGAGGCAGUAACAGUGAAGAGGGAGAGAAAAGAAGUGAGUACAGAGGACAAUGAGACAAUGGACGAAGAAAAACGGAAAGAGGAACCAGAGAAAAAGGAAAGGGAAUGUAAGGAAGACAGACAGAUAUCAGAGAAAACAGAGAGCAGAAAGGCUGCACAGGCAAUGCACAUAGAGGCAGACAUUGGAGACAACGGCGGGGAAUGCUCAGAAAGAGAAAUAAGCUUCAAGAUGACCAAGCUCAAGGAGCCAUGCUUUUGUGAGUCUCCACCAGGCAAACCUGGUACACAGGCUUCGAUGGUGGUGCAAACACACAAGAUGGAAGCAGAGAUGUCCCUGCCCUCCAUGCAGGGUGAACUUAAGACUCCAGACCUCAGCAUUCAUCUGCCGUCCUCCAAGCUGGAGGUCAAGGCAGGCCAGGCAGAUGUGAAGAUAGCAGACGUGCAGCUGCCUGAGGGAGAACAGAUCGCACAGGAUGCUGACGGAGCCAGCCUGAAGGGCCACCUGCCCAAAAUACAGAUGCCCAGCUUCAAGAUGCCCAAGGUGGACAAAAAGGGCCCCACAGUGGACGUGAAGGACCCCACAGCGGAUGAAAAGGGCCCCACAGUGGACGUGAAAAGCCCCAAAGCUGAGAUUAGUGGGCCUGACAUGGAGGUGUCCUUGCCUGGCGUGAAGGUAGACGUCCAGGCCCUAGGUGCCAAGCUACAGAAGGACGUGCCCCAUGCUGAAAAGGAUGUGGCCACCAAAGACAGCAAGUUCAAGAUGCUCAGCUUCAAGAUGCCCAAGGUGGACCUGAAGGGACCCCAUGUGGACUUGAAGGACCCCAAAGUGGAGCAGAAGGGCCCCACAGUGGACGCAAAGGGCCCCACGGUGGAUGUGAAAAGCCCCCAAAGCGAUGUGAAAAUGCAGGAUUUAGAGGUGUCCCUGCCCAGCGUGGAGGUUCAUGUCCAGGCUCCAGGUGUCAAACUGGAUGGGGACCAGGCCAUGGUCGAUAAGGACAUGGCCGUCAAAGACAGCAAGUUCAAGAUGCCCAAGUUCAAGAUGCCCUCUUUUGGCGUUUCCGCAACAGGCAAACCCAGCAUGGAAGCCACUAUGGAGGUGGCAGCUCCCAAGAUGGAGGCAGAGGUGUCCCUGCCUUCCAUGCAGGGUGAACUUAAGUCUCCAAGCCUCAACAUUCAUCUGCCGUCCUCUAACCUGGAGGUCAAAGCUGGCCAGGUAGAUGUGAAGGUGGCAGAAGUCCAGCUGCCUGAAGGAGAGACGACCGCACUGGAUGCUGACGGAGCCAUCCUGAAGGGCCACCUGCCCAAUUUGCAGAUGCCCAGCUUCAAGAUGCCCAAGGUGGACCUGAAGGGCCCCACAGUGGACGUGAAGGGCCCCACAGUGGACGUGAAGGGCCCCACAGUGGACGCAAAGGGCCCCACGGUGGACGUGAAAAGCCCCAAAGCUGAGAUUAGUGGGCCUGACAUGGAGGUGUCCUUGCCUGGCGUGAAGGUAGACGUCCAGGCCCAAGGUGCCAAGCUACAGGAGGAUCUUCCCCAUGCUGUAACGCAUGAGGCCACCAAAGACAGCAAGUUCAAGAUGCCCAAGUUUAAGAUGCCCUCCUUCGGCGUGUCCACAACUGGCAAACCCAGCAUGGCAGCCACUAUGGAGGUGGCAGCUCCCAAGAUGGAAGCAGAGGGGUCCCCGCUCUCCAUGCAGGGUGAACUUAAGACUCCAGACCUCAGCAUUCAUCUGCCGUCCUCCAAGCUGGAGGUCAAGGCAGGCCAGGCAGAUGUGAAGAUAGCAGACGUGCAGCUGCCUGAGGGAGAACAGAUCGCACAGGAUGCUGACGGAGCCAGCCUGAAGGGCCACCUGCCCAAAAUACAGAUGCCCAGCUUCAAGAUGCCCAAGGUGGACAAAAAGGGCCCCACAGUGGACGUGAAGGACCCCACAGCGGAUGAAAAGGGCCCCACAGUGGACGUGAAAAGCCCCAAAGCUGAGAUUAGUGGGCCUGACAUGGAAGUGUCCUUGCCUGGCGUGAAGGUAGACGUCCAGGCCCUAGGUGCCAAGCUACAGAAGGACCUGCCCCAUGCUGAAAAGGAUGUGGCCACCAAAGACAGCAAGUUCAAGAUGCCCAAGUUUAAGAUGCCCUCCUUCGGCGUGUCCACAACUGGCAAACCCAGCAUGGCAGCCACUAUGGAGGUGGCAGCUCCCAAGAUGGAAGCAGAGGGGUCCCCACUCUCCAUGCAGGGUGAACUUAAGACUCCAGACCUCAGCAUUCAUCUGCCGUCCUCCAAGCUGGAGGUCAAGGCAGGCCAGGCAGAUGUGAAGAUAGCAGACGUGCAGCUGCCUGAGGGAGAACAGAUCGCACAGGAUGCUGACGGAGCCAGCCUGAAGGGCCACCUGCCCAAAAUACAGAUGCCCAGCUUCAAGAUGCCCAAGGUGGACAAAAAGGGCCCAACAGUGGACGUGAAGGACCCCACAGCGGAUGAAAAGGGCCCCACAGUGGACGUGAAAAGCCCCAAAGCUGAGAAUAGUGGGCCUGACAUGGAAGUGUCCCUGCCCAGCGUGGAGGUUCAUGUCCAGGCUCCAGGUGUCAAACUGGAUGGGGACCAGGCCAUGGUCGAUAAGGACAUGGCCGUCAAAGACAGCAAGUUCAAGAUGCCCAAGACCAAGAUGUCCUCUUUUGGCGUUUCCGCAACAGGCAAACCCAGUAUGGAAGCCACUAUGGAGGUGGCAGCUCCCAAGAUGGAGGCAGAGGUGUCCCUGCCUUCCAUGCAGGGUGAACUUAAGUCUCCAAGGCUCAACAUUCAUCUGCCGUCCUCUAAUCUGGAGGUCAAAGCUGGAAAGGUAGAUGUGAAGGUGGCAGAAGUCCAGCUGCCUGAAGGAGAGACGACCGCACAGGAUGCUGACGGAGCCAUCCUGAAGGGCCACCUGCCCAAUUUGCAGAUGCCCAGCUUCAAGAUGCCCAAGGUGGACCUGAAGGGCUCCACAGUGGACAUGAAGGGCCCCACAGUGGACGUGAAGGGCCCCACAGUGGACGUGAAGGGCCACACAGUGGACGUGUCCCUGCCCAGCGUGGAGGUUCAUGUCCAGGCUCCAGGUGUCAAACUGGAUGGGGACCAGGCCAUGGUCGAUAAGGACAUGGCCGUCAAAGACAGCAAGUUCAAGAUGCCCAAGUUCAAGAUGCCCUCUUUUGGCGUUUCCGCAACAGGCAAACCCAGCAUGGAAGCCACUAUGGAGGUGGCAGCUCCCAAGAUGGAGGCAGAGGUGUCCCUGCCUUCCAUGCAGGGUGAACUUAAGUCUCCAAGCCUCAACAUUCAUCUGCCGUCCUCUAACCUGGAGGUCAAAGCUGGCCAGGUAGAUGUGAAGGUGGCAGAAGUCCAGCUGCCUGAAGGAGAGACGACCGCACAGGAUGCUGACGGAGCCAUCCUGAAGGGCCACCUGCCCAAUUUGCAGAUGCCCAGCUUCAAGAUGCCCAAGAUGGACCUGAAGGGCCCCACAGUGGACGUGAAGGGCCCCACAGUGGACGUGAAGGGCCCCACGGUGGACAUGAAAAGCCCCAAAGCUGAGAUUAGUGGGCCUGACAUGGAGGUUUCCCUGCCCAGCGUGGAGGUUCAUGUCCAGGCUCCAGGUGUCAAACUGGAUGGGGACCAGGCCAUGGUCGAUAAGGACAUGGCCGUCAAAGACAGCAAGUUCAAGAUGCCCAAGUUCAAGAUGCCCUCUUUUGGCGUUUCCGCAACAGGCAAACCCAGCAUGGAAGCCACUAUGGAGGUGGCAGCUCCCAAGAUGGAGGCAGAGGUGUCCCUGCCUUCCAUGCAGGGUGAACUUAAGUCUCCAAGCCUCAACAUUCAUCUGCCGUCCUCUAACCUGGAGGUCAAAGCUGGCCAGGUAGAUGUGAAGGUGGCAGAAGUCCAGCUGCCUGAAGGAGAGACGACCGCACUGGAUGCUGACGGAGCCAUCCUGAAGGGCCACCUGCCCAAUUUGCAGAUGCCCAGCUUCAAGAUGCCCAAGGUGGACCUGAAGGGCCCCACAGUGGACGUGAAGGGCCCCACAGUGGACGUGAAGGGCCCCACAGUGGACGCAAAGGGCCCCACGGUGGACGUGUCCCUGCCCAGCGUGGAGGUUCAUGUCCAGGCUCCAGGUGUCAAACUGGAUGGGGACCAGGCCAUGGUCGAUAAGGACAUGGCCGUCAAAGACAGCAAGUUCAAGAUGCCCAAGACCAAGAUGUCCUCUUUUGGCGUUUCCGCAACAGGCAAACCCAGUAUGGAAGCCACUAUGGAGGUGGCAGCUCCCAAGAUGGAGGCAGAGGUGUCCCUGCCUUCCAUGCAGGGUGAACUUAAGUCUCCAAGGCUCAACAUUCAUCUGCCGUCCUCUAAUCUGGAGGUCAAAGCUGGAAAGGUAGAUGUGAAGCUGCCUGAGGGAGAACAGAUCACACAGGAUGCUGACGGAGCCAGCCUGAAGGGCCACCUGCCCAAAAUACAGAUGCCCAGCUUCAAGAUGCCCAAGAUGGACAAAAAGGGCCCCACAGUGGAUGUGAAGGACCCCACAGCGGAUGAAAAGGGCCCCACAGUGGACGUGAAAAGCCCCAAAGCUGAGAUUAGUGGGCCUGACAUGGAAGUGUCCCUGCCCAGCGUGGAGGUUCAUGUCCAGGCUCCAGGUGUCAAACUGGAUGGGGACCAGGCCAUGGUCGAUAAGGACAUGGCCGUCAAAGACAGCAAGUUCAAGAUGCCCAAGUUCAAGAUGCCCUCUUUUGGCGUUUCCGCAACAGGCAAACCCAGCAUGGAAGCCACUAUGGAGGUGGCAGCUCCCAAGAUGGAGGCAGAGGUGUCCCUGCCUUCCAUGCAGGGUGAACUUAAGUCUCCAAGCCUCAACAUUCAUCUGCCGUCCUCUAACCUGGAGGUCAAAGCUGGCCAGGUAGAUGUGAAGGUGGCAGAAGUCCAGCUGCCUGAAGGUGAGACGACCGCACAGGAUGCUGACGGAGCCAUCCUGAAGGGCCACCUGCCCAAUUUGCAGAUGCCCAGCUUCAAGAUGCCCAAGAUGGACCUGAAGGGCCCCACAGUGGACGUGAAGGGCCCCACAGUGGACGUGAAGGGCCCCACGGUGGACAUGAAAAGCCCCAAAGCUGAGAUUAGUGGGCCUGACAUGGAGGUGUCCUUGCCUGGCGUGAAGGUAGACGUCCAGGCCCAAGGUGCCAAGCUACAGGAGGAUCUUCCCCAUGCUGCUCCAGGUGUCAAACUGGAUGGGGACCAGGCCAUGGUCGAUAAGGACAUGGCCGUCAAAGACAGCAAGUUCAAGAUGCCCAAGUUCAAGAUGCCCUCUUUUGGCGUUUCCGCAACAGGCAAACCCAGCAUGGAAGCCACUAUGGAGGUGGCAGCUCCCAAGAUGGAGGCAGAGGUGUCCCUGCCUUCCAUGCAGGGUGAACUUAAGUCUCCAAGCCUCAACAUUCAUCUGCCGUCCUCUAACCUGGAGGUCAAAGCUGGCCAGGUAGAUGUGAAGGUGGCAGAAGUCCAGCUGCCUGAAGGAGAGACGACCGCACAGGAUGCUGACGGAGCCAUCCUGAAGGGCCACCUGCCCAAUUUGCAGAUGCCCAGCUUCAAGAUGCCCAAGAUGGACCUGAAGGGCCCCACAGUGGACGUGAAGGGCCCCACAGUGGACGCGAAGGGCCCCACCGUGGACGUGAAAAGCCCCAAAGCUGAGAUUAGUGGGCCUGACAUGGAGGUGUCCUUGCCUGGCGUGAAGGUAGAUGUCCAGGCCCAAGGUGCCAAGCUACAGGAGGAUCUUCCCCAUGCUGUAACGCAUGAGGCCACCAAAGACAGCAAGUUCAAGAUGCCCAAGUUUAAGAUGCCCUCCUUCGGCGUGUCCACAACUGGCAAACCCAGCAUGGCAGCCACUAUGGAGGUGGCAGCUCCCAAGAUGGAAGCAGAGGGGUCCCCGCUCUCCAUGCAGGGUGAACUUAAGACUCCAGACCUCAGCAUUCAUCUGCCGUCCUCCAAGCUGGAGGUCAAGGCAGGCCAGGCAGAUGUGAAGAUAGCAGACGUGCAGCUGCCUGAGGGAGAACAGAUCGCACAGGAUGCUGACGGAGCCAUCCUGAAGGGCCACCUGCCCAAUUUGCAGAUGCCCAGCUUCAAGAUGCCCAAGAUGGACCUGAAGGGCCCCACAGUGGACGUGAAGGGCCCCACAGUGGACGCGAAGGGCCCCACGGUGGACAUGAAAAGCCCCAAAGCUGAGAUUAGUGGGCCUGACAUGGAGGUGUCCUUGCCUGGCGUGAAGGUAGACGUCCAGGCCCAAGGUGCCAAGCUACAGGAGGAUCUUCCCCAUGCUGCUCCAGGUGUCAAACUGGAUGGGGACCAGGCCAUGGUCGAUAAGGACAUGGCCGUCAAAGACAGCAAGUUCAAGAUGCCCAAGUUCAAGAUGCCCUCUUUUGGCGUUUCCGCAACAGGCAAACCCAGCAUGGAAGCCACUAUGGAGGUGGCAGCUCCCAAGAUGGAGGCAGAGGUGUCCCUGCCUUCCAUGCAGGGUGAACUUAAAUCUCCAAGCCUCAACAUUCAUCUGCCGUCCUCUAACCUGGAGGUCAAAGCGGGCCAGGUAGAUGUGAAGGUGGCAGAAGUCCAGCUGCCUGAAGGAGAGACGACCACACAGGAUGCUGACGGAGCCAUCCUGAAGGGCCACCUGCCCAAUUUGCAGAUGCCCAGCUUCAAGAUGCCCAAGGUGGACCUGAAGGGCCCCACGGUGGACGUGAAAAGCCCCAAAGCUGAGAUUAGUGGCCCCCAAAGCGAUGUGAAAAUGCAGGAUUUAGAGGUUUCCCUGCCCAGCGUGGAGGUUCAUGUCCAGGCUCCAGGUGUCAAACUGGAUGGGGACCAGGCCAUGGUCGAUAAGGACAUGGCCGUCAAAGACAGCAAGUUCAAGAUGCCCAAGUUCAAGAUGCCCUCUUUUGGCGUUUCCGCAACAGGCAAACCCAGCAUGGAAGCCACUAUGGAGGUGGCAGCUCCCAAGAUGGAGGCAGAGGUGUCCCUGCCUUCCAUGCAGGGUGAACUUAAGUCUCCAAGCCUCAACAUUCAUCUGCCGUCCUCUAACCUGGAGGUCAAAGCUGGCCAGGUAGAUGUGAAGGUGGCAGAAGUCCAGCUGCCUGAAGGAGAGACGACCGCACAGGAUGCUGACGGAGCCAUCCUGAAGGGCCACCUGCCCAAUUUGCAGAUGCCCAGCUUCAAGAUGCCCAAGAUGGACCUGAAGGGCCCCACAGUGGACGUGAAGGGCCCCACAGUGGACGCGAAGGGCCCCACCGUGGACGUGAAAAGCCCCAAAGCUGAGAUUAGUGGGCCUGACAUGGAGGUGUCCUUGCCUGGCGUGAAGGUAGAUGUCCAGGCCCAAGGUGCCAAGCUACAGGAGGAUCUUCCCCAUGCUGUAACGCAUGAGGCCACCAAAGACAGCAAGUUCAAGAUGCCCAAGUUUAAGAUGCCCUCCUUCGGCGUGUCCACAACUGGCAAACCCAGCAUGGCAGCCACUAUGGAGGUGGCAGCUCCCAAGAUGGAAGCAGAGGGGUCCCCGCUCUCCAUGCAGGGUGAACUUAAGACUCCAGACCUCAGCAUUCAUCUGCCGUCCUCCAAGCUGGAGGUCAAGGCAGGCCAGGCAGAUGUGAAGAUAGCAGACGUGCAGCUGCCUGAGGGAGAACAGAUCGCACAGGAUGCUGACGGAGCCAUCCUGAAGGGCCACCUGCCCAAUUUGCAGAUGCCCAGCUUCAAGAUGCCCAAGAUGGACCUGAAGGGCCCCACAGUGGACGUGAAGGGCCCCACAGUGGACGCGAAGGGCCCCACGGUGGACAUGAAAAGCCCCAAAGCUGAGAUUAGUGUGCCUGACAUGGAGGUGUCCUUGCCUGGCGUGAAGGUAGACGUCCAGGCCCAAGGUGCCAAGCUACAGGAGGAUCUUCCCCAUGCUGUAACGCAUGAGGCCACCAAAGACAGCAAGUUCAAGAUGCCCAAGUUUAAGAUGCCCUCCUUCGGCGUGUCCACAACUGGCAAACCCAGCAUGGCAGCCACUAUGGAGGUGGCAGCUCCCAAGAUGGAAGCAGAGGGGUCCCCGCUCUCCAUGCAGGGUGAACUUAAGACUCCAGACCUCAGCAUUCAUCUGCCGUCCUCCAAGCUGGAGGUCAAGGCAGGCCAGGCUGAUGUGAAGAUAGCAGACGUGCAGCUGCCUGAGGGAGAACAGAUCGCACAGGAUGCUGACGGAGCCAGCCUGAAGGGCCACCUGCCCAAAAUACAGAUGCCCAGCUUCAAGAUGCCCAAGGUGGACAAAAAGGGCCCCACAGUGGACGUGAAGGACCCCACAGCGGAUGAAAAGGGCCCCACAGUGGACGUGAAAAGCCCCAAAGCUGAGAUUAGUGGGCCUGACAUGGAGGUGUCCUUGCCUGGCGUGAAGGUAGACGUCCAGGCCCUAGGUGCCAAGCUACAGAAGGACCUGCCCCAUUCUGAAAAGGAUGUGGCCACCAAAGACAGCAAGUUCAAGAUGCCCAGCUUCAAGAUGCCCAAGGUGGACCUGAAGGGACCCCAUGUGGACUUCAAGGACCCCAAAGUGGAGCAGAAGGGCCCCACAGUGGACGCAAAGGGCCCCACGGUGGAGGUGAAAAGCCCCAAAAGCGAUGUGAAAAUGCAGGAUUUAGAGGUGUCCCUGCCCAGCGUGGAGGUUCAUGUCCAGGCUCCAGGUGUCAAACUGGAUGGGGACCAGGCCAUGGUCGAUAAGGACAUGGCCGUCAAAGACAGCAAGUUCAAGAUGCCCAAGUUCAAGAUGCCCUCUUUUGGCGUUUCCGCAACAGGCAAACCCAGCAUGGAAGCCACUAUGGAGGUGGCAGCUCCCAAGAUGGAGGCAGAGGUGUCCCUGCCUUCCAUGCAGGGUGAACUUAAAUCUCCAAGCCUCAACAUUCAUCUGCCGUCCUCUAACCUGGAGGUCAAAGCGGGCCAGGUAGAUGUGAAGCUGCCUGAGGGAGAACAGAUCGCACAGGAUGCUGACGGAGCCAGCCUGAAGGGCCACCUGCCCAAAAUACAGAUGCCCAGCUUCAAGAUGCCCAAGGUGGACAAAAAGGGCCCCACAGUGGACGUGAAGGACCCCACAGCGGAUGAAAAGGGCCCCACAGUGGACGUGAAAAGCCCCAAAGAUGAGAUUAGUGGGCCUGACAUGCAGGUGUCCUUGCCUGGCGUGAAGGUAGACAUCCAGGCCCUAGGUGCCAAGCUACAGGAGGAUCUUCCCCAUGCUGCUCCAGGUGUCAAACUGGAUGGGGACCAGGCCAUGGUCGAUAAGGACAUGGCCGUCAAAGACAGCAAGUUCAAGAUGCCCAAGUUCAAGAUGCCCUCUUUUGGCGUUUCCGCAACAGGCAAACCCAGCAUGGAAGCCACUAUGGAGGUGGCAGCUCCCAAGAUGGAGGCAGAGGUGUCCCUGCCUUCCAUGCAGGGUGAACUUAAGUCUCCAAGCCUCAACAUUCAUCUGCCGUCCUCUAACCUGGAGGUCAAAGCUGGCCAGGUAGAUGUGAAGGUGGCAGAAGUCCAGCUGCCUGAAGGAGAGACGACCGCACAGGAUGCUGACGGAGCCAUCCUGAAGGGCCACCUGCCCAAUUUGCAGAUGCCCAGCUUCAAGAUGCCCAAGAUGGACCUGAAGGGCCCCACAGUGGACGUGAAGGGCCCCACAGUGGACGCGAAGGGCCCCACCGUGGACGUGAAAAGCCCCAAAGCUGAGAUUAGUGGGCCUGACAUGGAGGUGUCCUUGCCUGGCGUGAAGGUAGAUGUCCAGGCCCAAGGUGCCAAGCUACAGGAGGAUCUUCCCCAUGCUGUAACGCAUGAGGCCACCAAAGACAGCAAGUUCAAGAUGCCCAAGUUUAAGAUGCCCUCCUUCGGCGUGUCCACAACUGGCAAACCCAGCAUGGCAGCCACUAUGGAGGUGGCAGCUCCCAAGAUGGAAGCAGAGGGGUCCCCGCUCUCCAUGCAGGGUGAACUUAAGACUCCAGACCUCAGCAUUCAUCUGCCGUCCUCCAAGCUGGAGGUCAAGGCAGGCCAGGCAGAUGUGAAGAUAGCAGACGUGCAGCUGCCUGAGGGAGAACAGAUCGCACAGGAUGCUGACGGAGCCAUCCUGAAGGGCCACCUGCCCAAUUUGCAGAUGCCCAGCUUCAAGAUGCCCAAGAUGGACCUGAAGGGCCCCACAGUGGACGUGAAGGGCCCCACAGUGGACGCGAAGGGCCCCACGGUGGACAUGAAAAGCCCCAAAGCUGAGAUUAGUGUGCCUGACAUGGAGGUGUCCUUGCCUGGCGUGAAGGUAGACGUCCAGGCCCAAGGUGCCAAGCUACAGGAGGAUCUUCCCCAUGCUGUAACGCAUGAGGCCACCAAAGACAGCAAGUUCAAGAUGCCCAAGUUUAAGAUGCCCUCCUUCGGCGUGUCCACAACUGGCAAACCCAGCAUGGCAGCCACUAUGGAGGUGGCAGCUCCCAAGAUGGAAGCAGAGGGGUCCCCGCUCUCCAUGCAGGGUGAACUUAAGACUCCAGACCUCAGCAUUCAUCUGCCGUCCUCCAAGCUGGAGGUCAAGGCAGGCCAGGCUGAUGUGAAGAUAGCAGACGUGCAGCUGCCUGAGGGAGAACAGAUCGCACAGGAUGCUGACGGAGCCAGCCUGAAGGGCCACCUGCCCAAAAUACAGAUGCCCAGCUUCAAGAUGCCCAAGGUGGACAAAAAGGGCCCCACAGUGGACGUGAAGGACCCCACAGCGGAUGAAAAGGGCCCCACAGUGGACGUGAAAAGCCCCAAAGCUGAGAUUAGUGGGCCUGACAUGGAGGUGUCCUUGCCUGGCGUGAAGGUAGACGUCCAGGCCCUAGGUGCCAAGCUACAGAAGGACCUGCCCCAUUCUGAAAAGGAUGUGGCCACCAAAGACAGCAAGUUCAAGAUGCCCAGCUUCAAGAUGCCCAAGGUGGACCUGAAGGGACCCCAUGUGGACUUCAAGGACCCCAAAGUGGAGCAGAAGGGCCCCACAGUGGACGCAAAGGGCCCCACGGUGGAGGUGAAAAGCCCCAAAAGCGAUGUGAAAAUGCAGGAUUUAGAGGUGUCCCUGCCCAGCGUGGAGGUUCAUGUCCAGGCUCCAGGUGUCAAACUGGAUGGGGACCAGGCCAUGGUCGAUAAGGACAUGGCCGUCAAAGACAGCAAGUUCAAGAUGCCCAAGUUCAAGAUGCCCUCUUUUGGCGUUUCCGCAACAGGCAAACCCAGCAUGGAAGCCACUAUGGAGGUGGCAGCUCCCAAGAUGGAGGCAGAGGUGUCCCUGCCUUCCAUGCAGGGUGAACUUAAAUCUCCAAGCCUCAACAUUCAUCUGCCGUCCUCUAACCUGGAGGUCAAAGCGGGCCAGGUAGAUGUGAAGGUGGCAGAAGUCCAGCUGCCUGAAGGAGAGACGACCGCACAGGAUGCUGACGGAGCCAUCCUGAAGGGCCACCUGCCCAAUUUGCAGAUGCCCAGCUUCAAGAUGCCCAAGGUGGACCUGAAGGGCCCCACGGUGGACGUGAAAAGCCCCAAAGCUGAGAUUAGUGGGCCUGACAUGGCGGUGUCCUUGCCUGGCGUGAAGGUAGACGUCCAGGCCCAAGGUGCCAAGCUACAGGAGGAUCUUCCCCAUGCUGUAACGCAUGAGGCCACCAAAGACAGCAAGUUCAAGAUGCCCAAGUUUAAGAUGCCCUCCUUCGGCGUGUCCACAACUGGCAAACCCAGCAUGGCAGCCACUAUGGAGGUGGCAGCUCCCAAGAUGGAAGCAGAGGGGUCCCCGCUCUCCAUGCAGGGUGAACUUAAGACUCCAGACCUCAGCAUUCAUCUGCCGUCCUCCAAGCUGGAGGUCAAGGCAGGCCAGGCAGAUGUGAAGAUAGCAGACGUGCAGCUGCCUGAGGGAGAACAGAUCGCACAGGAUGCUGACGGAGCCAGCCUGAAGGGCCACCUGCCCAAAAUACAGAUGCCCAGCUUCAAGAUGCCCAAGGUGGACAAAAAGGGCCCCACAGUGGACGUGAAGGACCCCACAGCGGAUGAAAAGGGCCCCACAGUGGACGUGAAAAGCCCCAAAGAUGAGAUUAGUGGGCCUGACAUGCAGGUGUCCCUGCCCAGCGUGGAGGUUCAUGUCCAGGCUCCAGGUGUCAAACUGGAUGGGGACCAGGCCAUGGUCGAUAAGGACAUGGCCGUCAAAGACAGCAAGUUCAAGAUGCCCAAGUUCAAGAUGCCCUCUUUUGGCGUUUCCGCAACAGGCAAACCCAGCAUGGAAGCCACUAUGGAGGUGGCAGCUCCCAAGAUGGAGGCAGAGGUGUCCCUGCCUUCCAUGCAGGGUGAACUUAAGUCUCCAAGCCUCAACAUUCAUCUGCCGUCCUCUAACCUGGAGGUCAAAGCUGGCCAGGUAGAUGUGAAGGUGGCAGAAGUCCAGCUGCCUGAAGGAGAGACGACCGCACAGGAUGCUGACGGAGCCAUCCUGAAGGGCCACCUGCCCAAUUUGCAGAUGCCCAGCUUCAAGAUGCCCAAGAUGGACCUGAAGGGCCCCACAGUGGACGUGAAGGGCCCCACAGUGGACGCGAAGGGCCCCACCGUGGACGUGAAAAGCCCCAAAGCUGAGAUUAGUGGGCCUGACAUGGAGGUGUCCUUGCCUGGCGUGAAGGUAGAUGUCCAGGCCCAAGGUGCCAAGCUACAGGAGGAUCUUCCCCAUGCUGUAACGCAUGAGGCCACCAAAGACAGCAAGUUCAAGAUGCCCAAGUUUAAGAUGCCCUCCUUCGGCGUGUCCACAACUGGCAAACCCAGCAUGGCAGCCACUAUGGAGGUGGCAGCUCCCAAGAUGGAAGCAGAGGGGUCCCCGCUCUCCAUGCAGGGUGAACUUAAGACUCCAGACCUCAGCAUUCAUCUGCCGUCCUCCAAGCUGGAGGUCAAGGCAGGCCAGGCAGAUGUGAAGAUAGCAGACGUGCAGCUGCCUGAGGGAGAACAGAUCGCACAGGAUGCUGACGGAGCCAUCCUGAAGGGCCACCUGCCCAAUUUGCAGAUGCCCAGCUUCAAGAUGCCCAAGAUGGACCUGAAGGGCCCCACAGUGGACGUGAAGGGCCCCACAGUGGACGCGAAGGGCCCCACGGUGGACAUGAAAAGCCCCAAAGCUGAGAUUAGUGUGCCUGACAUGGAGGUGUCCUUGCCUGGCGUGAAGGUAGACGUCCAGGCCCAAGGUGCCAAGCUACAGGAGGAUCUUCCCCAUGCUGUAACGCAUGAGGCCACCAAAGACAGCAAGUUCAAGAUGCCCAAGUUUAAGAUGCCCUCCUUCGGCGUGUCCACAACUGGCAAACCCAGCAUGGCAGCCACUAUGGAGGUGGCAGCUCCCAAGAUGGAAGCAGAGGGGUCCCCGCUCUCCAUGCAGGGUGAACUUAAGACUCCAGACCUCAGCAUUCAUCUGCCGUCCUCCAAGCUGGAGGUCAAGGCAGGCCAGGCUGAUGUGAAGAUAGCAGACGUGCAGCUGCCUGAGGGAGAACAGAUCGCACAGGAUGCUGACGGAGCCAGCCUGAAGGGCCACCUGCCCAAAAUACAGAUGCCCAGCUUCAAGAUGCCCAAGGUGGACAAAAAGGGCCCCACAGUGGACGUGAAGGACCCCACAGCGGAUGAAAAGGGCCCCACAGUGGACGUGAAAAGCCCCAAAGCUGAGAUUAGUGGGCCUGACAUGGAGGUGUCCUUGCCUGGCGUGAAGGUAGACGUCCAGGCCCUAGGUGCCAAGCUACAGAAGGACCUGCCCCAUUCUGAAAAGGAUGUGGCCACCAAAGACAGCAAGUUCAAGAUGCCCAGCUUCAAGAUGCCCAAGGUGGACCUGAAGGGACCCCAUGUGGACUUCAAGGACCCCAAAGUGGAGCAGAAGGGCCCCACAGUGGACGCAAAGGGCCCCACGGUGGAGGUGAAAAGCCCCAAAAGCGAUGUGAAAAUGCAGGAUUUAGAGGUGUCCCUGCCCAGCGUGGAGGUUCAUGUCCAGGCUCCAGGUGUCAAACUGGAUGGGGACCAGGCCAUGGUCGAUAAGGACAUGGCCGUCAAAGACAGCAAGUUCAAGAUGCCCAAGUUCAAGAUGCCCUCUUUUGGCGUUUCCGCAACAGGCAAACCCAGCAUGGAAGCCACUAUGGAGGUGGCAGCUCCCAAGAUGGAGGCAGAGGUGUCCCUGCCUUCCAUGCAGGGUGAACUUAAAUCUCCAAGCCUCAACAUUCAUCUGCCGUCCUCUAACCUGGAGGUCAAAGCGGGCCAGGUAGAUGUGAAGGUGGCAGAAGUCCAGCUGCCUGAAGGAGAGACGACCGCACAGGAUGCUGACGGAGCCAUCCUGAAGGGCCACCUGCCCAAUUUGCAGAUGCCCAGCUUCAAGAUGCCCAAGGUGGACCUGAAGGGCCCCACGGUGGACGUGAAAAGCCCCAAAGCUGAGAUUAGUGGGCCUGACAUGGAGGUGUCCUUGCCUGGCGUGAAGGUGUCCCUGCCCAGCGUGGAGGUUCAUGUCCAGGCUCCAGGUGUCAAACUGGAUGGGGACCAGGCCAUGGUCGAUAAGGACAUGGCCGUCAAAGACAGCAAGUUCAAGAUGCCCAAGUUCAAGAUGCCCUCUUUUGGCGUUUCCGCAACAGGCAAACCCAGCAUGGAAGCCACUAUGGAGGUGGCAGCUCCCAAGAUGGAGGCAGAGGUGUCCCUGCCUUCCAUGCAGGGUGAACUUAAGUCUCCAAGCCUCAACAUUCAUCUGCCGUCCUCUAACCUGGAGGUCAAAGCUGGCCAGGUAGAUGUGAAGGUGGCAGAAGUCCAGCUGCCUGAAGGAGAGACGACCGCACAGGAUGCUGACGGAGCCAUCCUGAAGGGCCACCUGCCCAAUUUGCAGAUGCCCAGCUUCAAGAUGCCCAAGAUGGACCUGAAGGGCCCCACAGUGGACGUGAAGGGCCCCACAGUGGACGCGAAGGGCCCCACGGUGGACGUGAAAAGCCCCAAAGCUGAGAUUAGUGGGCCUGACAUGGAGGUUCAUGUCCAGGCUCCAGGUGUCAAACUGGAUGGGGACCAGGCCAUGGUCGAUAAGGACAUGGCCGUCAAAGACAGCAAGUUCAAGAUGCCCAAGUUCAAGAUGCCCUCUUUUGGCGUUUCCGCAACAGGCAAACCCAGCAUGGAAGCCACUAUGGAGGUGGCAGCUCCCAAGAUGGAGGCAGAGGUGUCCCGGCCUUCCAUGCAGGGUGAACUUAAGUCUCCAAGCCUCAACAUUCAUCUGCCGUCCUCUAACCUGGAGGUCAAAGCUGGCCAGGUAGAUGUGAAGGUGGCAGAAGUCCAGCUGCCUGAAGGAGAGACGACCGCACAGGAUGCUGACGGAGCCAUCCUGAAGGGCCACCUGCCCAAUUUGCAGAUGCCCAGCUUCAAGAUGCCUAAGGUCGACCUGAAGGGCCCCACAGUGUACGUGAAGGGCCCCACAGUGGACGUGAAGGGCCCCACAGUGGACGCAAAGGGCCCCACGGUGGACGUGAAAAGCCCCAAAGCUGAGAUUAGUGGGCCUGACAUGGAGGUGUCCUUGCCUGGCGUGAAGGUAGACGUCCAGGCCCAAGGUGCCAAGCUACAGGAGGAUCUUCCCCAUGCUGUAACGCAUGAGGCCACCAAAGACAGCAAGUUCAAGAUGCCCAAGUUUAAGAUGCCCUCCUUCGGCGUGUCCACAACUGGCAAACCCAGCAUGGCAGCCACUAUGGAGGUGGCAGCUCCCAAGAUGGAAGCAGAGGGGUCCCCGCUCUCCAUGCAGGGUGAACUUAAGACUCCAGACCUCAGCAUUCAUCUGCCGUCCUCCAAGCUGGAGGUCAAGGCAGGCCAGGCAGAUGUGAAGAUAGCAGACGUGCAGCUGCCUGAGGGAGAACAGAUCGCACAGGAUGCUGACGGAGCCAGCCUGAAGGGCCACCUGCCCAAAAUACAGAUGCCCAGCUUCAAGAUGCCCAAGGUGGACAAAAAGGGCCCCACAGUGGACGUGAAGGACCCCACAGCGGAUGAAAAGGGCCCCACAGUGGACGUGAAAAGCCCCAAAGCUGAGAUUAGUGGGCCUGACAUGGAGGUGUCCUUGCCUGGCGUGAAGGUAGACAUCCAGGCCCUAGGUGCCAAGCUACAGGAGGGUCUUCCCCAUGCUGUAUCGCAUGAGGCCACCAAAGACAGCAAGUUCAAGAUGCCCAGCUUCAAGAUGCCCAAGGUGGACCUGAAGGGACCCCAUGUGGACUUCAAGGACCCCAAAGUGGAGCAGAAGGGCCCCACAGUGGACGCAAAGGGCCCCACGGUGGAGGUGAAAAGCCCCAAAAGCGAUGUGAAAAUGCAGGAUUUAGAGGUGUCCCUGCCCAGCGUGGAGGUUCAUGUCCAGGCUCCAGGUGUCAAACUUGAUGGGGACCAGGCCAUGGUCGAUAAGGACAUGGCCGUCAAAGACAGCAAGUUCAAGAUGCCCAAGUUCAAGAUGCCCUCUUUUGGCGUUUCCGCAACAGGCAAACCCAGCAUGGAAGCCACUAUGGAGGUGGCAGCUCCCAAGAUGGAGGCAGAGGUGUCCCUGCCUUCCAUGCAGGGUGAACUUAAGUCUCCAAGCCUCAACAUUCAUCUGCCGUCCUCCAAGCUGGAGGGCAUGGAUUGCCAUGUAGAUGUGAAGAUUGAAGAUGCUCAGCUGGCCGAUGGAAAUCAGGCUACACAGGAGCCACCUGGAGCCAGCAUGAAGUUUAACCUUCCCUCGGUGGAGAUAUCUAGCCUCAAGAUAAGCAAGCUGGACCUGACGGGCCCCACAGAUGGCAUUAAAAUCCCCAGUGAAGUGGUGUGCGGACCCGACGUGGAGCUGUUCCUCUCUGGUGUGCAGGCUGACCUCCAGACUCAGCCUUCCUCUGUGGUUGUUAGUAUGGUCGAAGAGCUGCCUGUUUCCCAUGUUUCGGGUGAAUCCUCAAUUGAGUCUGCAAAUACUCCCCCACUUGAUGGAUCUGAUCGGGAAGGAGAGGGAAGUUCCUUCAAAUUGCCACACUUCAAGCUCCGUCCAUUUACUUUGUCUCCAAAAAAGAAAGCAGAGUCUGCAGGUAAUUCUGAGUCCCCACAGGUGGAUCCCAUCCAUAGUCCUGAUGUUUCUGUAGUUGAAAUGGACCCUCAAAUUGGGACUUGUGAAUUGCACCAGCAUGUAUCUAUCGAGAAGGAAGCAGAGAAGGGAAGAAGCCGGAAGCUGAGCUUUUCCAUGCCACGACUUGCACUGCCCAAGAUAAAAGGUUCUAAGGGGCGAGCUGGCACUCCGGAGGGAGAAGUGAAGCCAUCACUUACUGGUACUACAGCUGGAGGUAACUUGGUAGUCAUAGAAACCACUCUCAGUGAUACCCAUGUUAGGGGCACUAGAUCAAAAGAUGUCGCUACAGCACCCAGCAUCAGAUCCCCCUCCAUGCCUGCAGAAGUGACUGGGUGCAAAACUGAUCUUGGGCUUCUCGAAGAUGCCUUGGAUAUCAGAGGUGACAGCCAGAGUCAUAUGUUUGUGGGUGUGUCUGCAAGUCAGCCCUUUGGGGAACUGACAGCAUCUGUGACAGGAGACCUGCAGCCAUCCUGUAGACAAAGACAUAGCGCCCCCACCAUGGAAAGCCCUGAGAUGGAUCCCACAGCAAAAGAGACAACAAAGUAUUCACAUGAGCGCCACUUCAAAAUGCCCAAGUUCCGAGUUCGUGGUUUCAGGCACUCCUCAUCCAAGGAGCGAGAUGGGGCUGGAGAACAGGAAGCUACUCAGACUCCAGACGCUGGCAUAGCCUUAGAGACAGAAGUAGCAGCUGCCAAUGAGCCUGAGUCAAAAUUAGAGGUACAUGUCUCCCUGGGGUCCCCAGAGGAAGGGAUCAGUGUGGAAACCCCAAAAAGCCCUACGUAUGCAGAUGUUGUAAAACGUGAUCUUCAUGGAACAGGUGUUAGGAUGCAUGGCUCCACUGUGGGGAUGUCCCAGACACAUCUGUCCACCCAUGAGUUAGGGACCCAUCCAGGCAAAAACUCUUCUAGUGUGAGCGUCUCAGGACUCCAGCUUCCUCCAGAAGGAACAGGCAAGCAACAGCAUCCUGGGUCAGGAGGAAACAUUCUUGCUGAGGUGGCAGCUGGAGCAGGAACCUGGCCUUCUCAGCCCCAAGGACCUCUGAGGUUGAAGGCUUCCAUCACUGAUAUGCCAUCCCACGUCUCCGUGGUGAGCACGAGUCAGCUCUGGGAGGAUUCUGUGUUGACUGUAACAUUCCCCAAAUUAAAGGUACCCAAGUUCUCCUUCCAUGCCUCCAGCUCUGAGGCUGAUGUAUUCUUCCCUGUGGUGAGGGAGGUGCAAUGUGCAGAGGCCAGCAUUGACAGUGCCAUGCAUAAAGAUGGUCCUGAGCUCUGGGAAGCCAGCAUUCUAAAGACAGACGCUGAGGAUCCUAGAGGGCCACCAGUAAGCCUUGAGCAAUCCGUGGAACCAUUCCCUAUUUCUAAGGUCAGAGUGCACAUUCAGGGCUCUCAAGGUGAGAGUCAAGAAGUCGCUUUUUGCAGCAGGACGGAACGAGAGGGUUCUGACUCCUCAGCAUGCGAAGCCUUUUCUACUCAGAUUGUGCGGGAAUCAGAGAUUCCUGUGUCUACAAUUCAAACUCCUUCUUACGGGUUUUCUUUGCUGAAAGUGAAAAUCCCAGAGCCCUCUGUGCAGGCUAGCGUGCAAACAGGAGCUCCCGACUGCCAGGUGCAGGAGGACUCGGUGGGUGGAGCUCCCCGAGCUGCUGCAGGGAGACACUUCAUUCCUGCUGAUUUCCCACCUGAUACUAGCGAGCCCUUUGAGAUGAUCUCCUGCAGUGCUGGCGUGCCUCCUGGGCCCCAGCUCACAGACAGCACCUCUGAUGAGGAGCAGGCAGAGAUUCUCGAAUUUCCUGAGGACAGCCGAGAGGUAAAGACCCCUGAGAUGGCUACAAAACAGAAGCCAGAAGGAAAGAAGGCCAGCCUGUUGUGGUCCUGGCUGCCAAGCAUUGGGUUCUCCUCUGUGGAAGAGACAGCUGCUGAUUCCGGAGAUGCUGCCCAGAGACCUGCCCCUGUCCACGUGCAGCCUGCUGCUCGACUGGACCCUGAACUGCCCAGGAAACAGGAGAAGGCGGGCUGGUUCCGCUUCCCUAAGCUGGGAUUCUCCUCUUCACCUACGAAGAUCAGAAGCGCCGAAGGUGGGGACGUUCAGGUGGAGCAGAAGCCCCAGGAAGAAACCCUCACCUUUUUUGAUGCCCGAGAAAGCUUCUCUCCCGAGGAGGAACCUGAGCCAGAGGUGACCAGUGCCAGGCCUGGUUCCAAAGCAAUGGUGGCAUCCUCUGCCAGAACAGAACUAGUACUGUUGGAACAGGCUAGAGAUACCGGUGACAAAUCUACACCUAGGCCUGUGGCCAAAUGAGGGCCGGAGGUCAGAGUCGGUGGAAGAGAUAAACAAAGCAAGCUGAGCAUUGGGCCUGGGCUCUGUGAAAGCAGCCUACCCUAGAAUGCACCUUUACACCUUGGUCCGCGGACUUGAAACCAAAGCACAGAUGAAUAGCGCGUCUGUGUCACAUAACACAGUCAUCCACACAGAAAUAAAAAUUAUGCUAGUUUCUUCCAAGCUUUGGAAGCAACGAAGGCUGCAAAAUUGUCUAGCUCUGUGCGUUACUGCUGGAGAACUCUGUUGGCUUUUGUGGGGUAAGUCCCAAGAAGCCACCCAGUGCCAGGAAAGCAACAUUGCCCCUGGAGUUCCCAUAUCUGUGGGCAGAAGCAGCUUUUGGUGUAAUCUCUGCCCCAUCGUUGCCGUUUCCUGGUGAGUUCUCUUUUCCUGUCAGGCAGAAUAUGGGGUGCCCCGGGAAACCCCCAUACCUUCUUGUUCGUGAACUUCCUCCUUUGCUGACUGUUUUGCUUUGAGACAUUGACUGUGAUGAGGAGUAUGUGUGGCAGAAAGGUCUGGCCGGUGGCAGACUGCGCUCAGUGAUAGGGCACAGACACGGGGUUGCCAUCAAACCUUGGUUGUGUUUAUUUGUCUACCUGCCCACUGGUGUCAACUAAUUCCCCCGGUGUGUACGAGUUCUUUGCUCUGGCUCCUGAGCACCUCAUGGUACUGAUUGUAGACCGGACAGACCAUCCCCUUCAGUCCCCUCCUACUGGGCAAUAAAGGAAACGA
Molecule: messenger RNA, 21783 nt
Organism: Microtus oregoni (creeping vole)
Lineage: Eukaryota; Metazoa; Chordata; Mammalia; Rodentia; Cricetidae
Gene: Ahnak2
Product: AHNAK nucleoprotein 2
Exons: 24
Coding region: 1-21033 (7010 amino acids)
Biological process (GO): regulation of RNA splicing
Cellular component (GO): cytoplasm; nucleus; costamere
Molecular function (GO): protein binding
Source: RefSeq, a predicted model, not a curated record